This is a messenger RNA of Lytechinus variegatus (green sea urchin), 1157 nucleotides long. Its product is annotated as CST complex subunit TEN1-like. Gene Ontology annotation, cellular component: CST complex. Gene Ontology annotation, biological process: negative regulation of telomere maintenance via telomerase. The transcript is spliced from 2 exons. NCBI's taxonomy places the organism in Eukaryota, Metazoa, Echinodermata, Echinoidea, Temnopleuroida, Toxopneustidae. Gene Ontology annotation, molecular function: telomerase inhibitor activity; telomeric repeat DNA binding; single-stranded DNA binding. Bases 11 to 418 code for a protein of 135 amino acids. The record is from RefSeq and is a predicted model, not a curated record.
AAGUAUUACUAUGGCGAGGAAUUUGCCUCCGCACGGUGAAAUUCUCCGUUUGAGUGAAGUUCGUGAACGGGGACCUCUCAUCAUGGCAGGGAAAUCCGUCAGAGUUAUGGGAAAGCUUACUCAGUAUGAUGCUGUCAAACAGUUAGCUGUCAUACAAGCCUCGGAACACAAUGCAACCCAUCGCCUUCAUGUCAACACUCGUCUUAUUGAGCCAUUCCCAUCAAGAAUAGGUUCCAUGUUCCAGUUUAUUGGUGAGAUGCCCUCAGAGAUAAAGAGUGAAUCAGACAUGGUUCUUCUUGCAAGGGUCGUCCGAUGUGUAGAUGGCAUUGAUGUGACUAUGUACUACAAUGCUUGUGAUGUCCAGAGGAACUACUUGGCUUCAAGAGUAUCGGCUGCAUCAACAUCUUCAUCUUCUUGACAUUGAUUUUAGAUGUUAGCUGUGACUUUCAAGCGCUCAUCAUGAGUUCUGUGCUGACGAUGCAAAAUGACAUGAAUGUUCUUACCAGGCUGGUCAGGGUGACAACAUGCACUUGAGAUGUUCAGAAGAACUUUUUCAGCAUCAUCAGUAUCAGUAGAAUGCAUCAUCAUCUUCUGGAAAAUUGAUUCAAGUUGUUAGUCUGUAUCCAGUUAGAGCCUGACACUGUCAAGUGUUCAUCAUGAGUUUCAUGGUGAUUAGACAUACAUUAUGUAAAAAUUGUUGUUCUUGCCAGACUCAUCAGGGUGACAACACUUGUGAUGUAUAGUCAUAGAACAUUCUUGGCAACAUGAGACUCAGAAGGCAUCAUCAGCUUCUUGAAAACAAUUGAAAACAUUUGCGUACAGGUAUACAAUCAGUCUGUGAUGGUCAAGAUAUAUAUCAAUUAUCUUAGCCCCUCUAACAGACAGCCAUUCUUGCCAUGGUCAUCAUUGUGAUGUCACUUAUACUCCAGAACAAGGGAAAAUCACAUUAGGGCCAGGGGGUGAUUUUGUUCUAAGAUAAUUCAAGAGACCUGAAAACUCAUAAAGGAGCCCUUGAAAAUCCUUUAGCUUAUCCAUUGUUUUAGAUUGAGGCAGUAUGUCAUGAAAAGUAGCCUCAGAUGAGACUAAUAAUAAUAAUGAUAAUAAUUAUUAGACUUAUAUCGCACCAAAUCCACUCUGUAGGGUGCUCAAGGCGCUUU